CCAGAGGAGCUGAGGCUCUGAAGGAACAGAGCGGGCUGUGGGGUGGAUGGAAGAGGGAAGAUGUGGUGGUGAGUGUGACCUGUGUUCUCUGUGCUAUUCCAGGGCAGUAUCAGUGUGCUGGUAAUGGGAGCUGGGUGAAUGAGGCGCUGAGCCCAGAGCUGCCGAAAUGUGUUCCAGUCUGUGGAGUCCCCAGAGAACCCUUUGAAGAAAAAAAGAGGAUAAUUGGCGGAUCUGAUGCAGAUAUUAAAAACUUCCCCUGGCAAGUCUUCUUUGACAACCCGUGGGCUGGUGGAGCGCUCAUUGAUGAGUACUGGGUGCUGACGGCAGCUCAUGUUGUGGAGGGAAACCAGGAGCCAACAAUGUAUGUUGGGUCCACCUCAGUGCAGACCUCACGGCUGGCAAAAUCCAAGAUGCUGACUUCUGAGCAUGUGUUUAUUCAUCCGGGAUGGAAGCUGCUGGAAGUCCCAGAAGCACAAACAAAUUUUGAUAAUGACAUUGCACUGGUGCAGCUGAAAGACCCAGUGAAAAUGGGACCCACCGUCGCCCCCAUCUGCCUACCAGGCACCUCUUCUGACUACAACCUCAUGGAUGGGGACCUGGGACUGAUCGCAGGCUGGGGCCGAACAGAGAAGAGAGAUCGCGCUCUUCGCCUCAAAGCGGCAAGGUUACCUGUAGCUCCUUUAAGAAAGUGUAGAGAAGUGAAAGUGGAAAACCCCAAAGCAGAUGCAGGGGCCUAUGUUUUCACUGCUAACAUGAUCUGUGCUGGAGGAGAGAAGGGCAUGGAUAGCUGUAAAGGGGACAGUGGUGGGGCCUUUGCUGUACAGGAUCCCAAUGACAAGGCCAAAUUCUACGUAGCUGGCCUGGUGUCCUGGGGGCCACAGUGUGGGACCUAUGGGCUCUACACAUGGGUACAGAACUAUGUUGACUGGAUAAUGAAGACUAUGCAGGAAAAUAGCACCCCCCAGUAAGGAUUAAUCCGGAUACAUCCCACCAGCCUCUCCAAGGGGCGUGACCAAUGCAUUGCCUUCUGUUCCUUAUGAUAUUCUCAUUAUUUCAUCAUGACUAAAGGAAGACACGAGCGAAUGAUUUAAAUAGAACUUGAUUGUUGAGAUGCCUGGCUGGAAGUAGAGAGGUAGAGUUUGAUCAUAGAAUUGUGCUGGUCAUUCAUUCAUGGUCUGACUCCUUGGGGUCCUUUCCCCUGAGUACCUAUUGUAGAUAACACUAUGGGUGGGGCACUCCUAUCUUGCACUAUUCCACAGGGACACUUUAAUUCUUUGUUUCUUUCUUUACCUGUUCAAAAUUCCAUUUACUUGAUCAUUCUCAGUAUCCACUCUAUAUGUACAAUAAAGUAUGUUUAUAAGCAAA
Messenger RNA from Macaca mulatta (Rhesus monkey), 1365 nucleotides. Its product is annotated as complement C1s subcomponent-like. Gene Ontology annotation, biological process: proteolysis; complement activation. NCBI's taxonomy places the organism in Eukaryota, Metazoa, Chordata, Mammalia, Primates, Cercopithecidae. Gene Ontology annotation, cellular component: extracellular region. The record is from RefSeq and is a predicted model, not a curated record. Gene Ontology annotation, molecular function: serine-type endopeptidase activity; calcium ion binding.